This is a messenger RNA of Seminavis robusta, 1994 nucleotides long. The record is from the annotation of a GenBank genome assembly. Lineage: Eukaryota; Bacillariophyta; Bacillariophyceae; Naviculales; Naviculaceae.
UUCUGACUGUUGGCCUCAUCUAUCUUAUUCUGUGGCUUGAAUCGAAUUUUAUACCUCCAUACUAGCUAGUGCACAACCAGUUUCAUUCUCUAGCUAGCUACGACAGCUAGCUAGUUUUGCAGUCAGUCAGUCAGCCACCCACCAUGGUCCGCCGCUGUCGAAGCAUCAGCGACUUUUUAAAGGCCAAAUCGGCCAGCAAUAAUCACUAUGUGGGAGAAAUGACAGUCCUCAGUGUCAACAUUUCGGCCUUUCAAGUGCGAUGGGGCGCGGUGAGAGCACGGAUCCGUUCCCAUCCUCCGGAAGCCAAGAAGUUGGAUGAACAUGGUCGGACCGUUCUCUACAAGGCGUUGUCACGACGCACUGAUGACUAUCCUUCCACAGUCAUGGUCCAAGAAUUGGUCGACGCCCACCGCUCGGCCGUGUGGGAAGGCAUUGUCGAUCUCUAUACGAAUGGUAAUGGUCAUGAUGACUACUCCACAAACAAACAGCAGCAACGAGAAGGCGCUCAAGUCAACAAUUCACCCCUGAUAGUAGCAGCGAGAAAAAGGGCGCCAUUGGAAAUUCUGCAAUGUCUCGCUCAUGCCAGACCGUCGGUUCCAUCGUUGGACAUGGCAGCCAUUGUGGCGCUGUGGAAUUCCUACAGAGAUAGUCUCCAUGACGGCAGCGACGACCAAAUGAUAACGAGAAUACUCUUGGAUGGUGGUGAUGAUGAUGAUGAUGAUGAUGAACUGUUUUCCAAGUUGCUGUUCGUAUUACGAUACUGCACGGAUCCUGGUCAGGCUCUGACGACGACACCCCACGGAAGCAGUUUGCACCGAGCGGCUGCCGCGUCUCAGGAUGGUUGUUCCAUCGAGUUGUUUCAAGUCAUUCUGGAGAAAUUCCACAAUCAACUGUCGGCACCAGAUCAUCAAGGGAGAUUGCCACUUCAUAUCAUCCUCAUCAUUCCUCGUACUGUUAGCUCGGAUGACAAGAUGGCGGUGUGGCAGGAACGACAAUCGAGGCUGGCUCGUUGCAAGAUGCUAGUACAGGAGUAUCCGGCAGCGCUGCGGCACACCGAUCAUUCCGGUCGGUUGCCACUCCACUGGGCCAUUUGCAAUCACUGGCAUCACCUGCACCUGAUGGAGCUACUAGAUGUCUUUCCAGAAUCGAUUGCGAUACGGGAUGGGAUAUCGCAGCUGUAUCCCUUCCAACUGGCAGCCACCCACGAUCUGCCACUCACGACAAUCUUCCAACUUUCAAUGAAGGAUCUGGACCUGCUUAGCAGGAGAAUUCCUUCCCAAUCAAAGCCAGUAGCCACAGCAGAACAGGAAAAAGGCAACCAUAAAGUGACCCCCGAUUGGUCUUUGGCCACCGUGUCCGCUCCUUUGGGUAGCAAACCAGACGAGGUACUCGUGUCGACUGAACUCCAACAACUUCUGCAGCAUGUCAAGAGCAAAAAGGACGAUCCGUUAUGGCUGGAUCUACAACGUUUUUUAAUGUCAUCAUCAUCCAACGAGUGGAUUGCCUUGCAUGCCGCCAUGUCCUUGCCAGAAUGUCCCAUGGGACUCAUUCGAGUGCUUCUACGAAUGUAUCCCGCACAGCUGUCCCAACAAGACCGGCGGAUGGGCCGCACACCACUGCACUAUGCGGCUGCCAAUCAUGCCAAGUCGUUGCUGGCCACGACGACGACAACCAUGCUGCUCCAUGACACAACCAAUAACAAUCCACCACAAGAAGACUUGCGCACACUGCGUCUCCAAGCCGUACUCGAAGCCCAUCCAGCGGCGGCUGGCAUUCGAGACACCGACGGGCAGUUGCCGUUGCAUUUGGCCAUUGGCCUGCCUUGUUUGGAAUCUCUAGUGCAUGCCUGGCCGGAUGCCUUGGUACACCGCGAUGGCAAACACGGCAUGUUUCCGUUCUUGUUGGCGGCCUGCAGUCCUGCUGCCAGUUUGAAUGAUGUCUUUCUGUUGCUGUCGAAAGCACCUCAUGUGUUGACCAUGGCAUGUAUGGGGUAG